UUGAGUAUUGAGGAGUUGAUUGAAGAGCACCCAGAGAUGGCCUUGGAGGAGAUUGUGGCGAUGAAGAACGAUCUAAGCGUGGUGGAGAUGGUUGCCAUGAAGAACAAUCUCCCGGCAGAGGAGAUAGAGAAGAUUGAGGAAGAGUUAACAAUGGAAAAUAUAAUGUCCCUACAGAAUGGAAUAUCUGGAGUGGAACUAAUGAGAUUAGUUACAGAGGAACUUACUGUUCCGGAGCUGGUUAAUACCGCUAACCAG
This is a messenger RNA of Eurytemora carolleeae, 255 nucleotides long. RefSeq lists its product as uncharacterized. Lineage: Eukaryota; Metazoa; Arthropoda; Copepoda; Calanoida; Temoridae. The record is from RefSeq and is a predicted model, not a curated record.